Messenger RNA from Selaginella moellendorffii, 1668 nucleotides. RefSeq names its product guard cell S-type anion channel SLAC1. Gene Ontology annotation, molecular function: voltage-gated monoatomic anion channel activity. The coding region runs from base 84 to 1637 and encodes 517 amino acids. The record is from RefSeq and is a predicted model, not a curated record. Gene Ontology annotation, cellular component: membrane. NCBI's taxonomy places the organism in Eukaryota, Viridiplantae, Streptophyta, Lycopodiopsida, Selaginellales, Selaginellaceae. The transcript has 4 exons. Gene Ontology annotation, biological process: intracellular monoatomic ion homeostasis; transmembrane transport.
AGAAGCUUCACUCCGAUCGCUCCGACUCGUUUCGUGUCUUGGAGUUGGAAGCCAAGGACACGUUUAACGAUGAUCCCCGUCUCAUGGAUCAAGUGCACGAACCGGUCGGCAGCAAACAGUCCAAAAACUACCAGCGCUUCAGCUCGCAGCUCGGCAGCACCCCCAAUCCGGAUUUGCACCGAUGGAGGAGAAGCUUCUCGGGUGUAAUGCGACGGGAGGAGCCCCUGUCUCCGUGGAAGAGGCGCACUCCGGAUACGUACACCAUGUUCCAGACAAGGUCUCCCAUGUCUAGGCUCAGUUUCAACUCAAGGAACCGCGACACCAGUGCCGCUGCUGCUGCUGCCGCCACCGCCGCCACCACCGCUGCUGCUGUUAAUGGCGAUCCCACCUCACCACGACCACUCGAGGCAAAUGUCCCUGCGGGUCGAUACCUUGAUGCGCUUCAGGGACCCGAGCUGGAAGUUCUCAAGGAGAGUGAAGACUUGCUGCUCCCAACGGACCAGACGUGGCCCUUUUUGCUCCGCUUCCCCAUCAACUCGUUCGGUAUCGUGCUGGGUCUAGGCAGCCAGACCAUCUUGUGGAAGAAGCUGUCCCUCAUGCCUUCGAUGCGCUUCCUUCACAUCCCCCUCCACAUUAACUUCGUCCUGUGGUGUGUCGCCUUGUGCGCCUACACCCUCAUUUCCCUCACUUAUGUAUGCAAGUGCAUCUUCUACUUUGAGGCUGUGAGGCGUGAGUUCUACCACCCGGUGCGCAUCAACUUCUUCUUUGCUCCCUGGGUGUGCGGCAUGUUUCUCACGCUCGGGGUGCCCCCCACCAUCGCCGCCUCCAUCCAUCCCGCCGCCUGGCUCGUCUUCAUGUCGCCCCUGGUGGUGCUGGAGCUUAAGAUCUAUGGCCAAUGGUUGUCCGGAGGGGAGCGGAGGCUGUCCAAGGUGGCCAACCCCGCCACGCACGUCUCCAUUGUGGGCAACUUUGUGGGGUCGCUGCUGGGCGCCACAGUCGAGUGGAAGGAGCUCGCAACCUUCUUCUGGGCCGUGGGCAUCGCGCACUAUGUCGUCGUCUUCGUCACGCUCUACCAACGAUUGCCAACCAACGAGCUGCUGACGCGGGACAUGCACCCUGUCUACUUCCUCUUUCUCGCGGUUCCCAGCACCGCUAGUGUUGCCUGGGAAAAGAUCACCAGCGACUUUGGAUACGUUUCCAAGCUCGUUUUUUUUCUCGGCCUCUUCUUGCUCUUCUCGCUGGUUGUUCGCGUCAGUAUCUUUCGUGGCUUCAAGUUCUCUUUGACGUGGUGGGCAUACACAUUCCCUCUCACGGCUGUUGCCAUUGCCUCGAUUCACUACGCAGUGAGAGAACCCGGCUUGUUUACGCAAGGCCUGGCCACAGUAAUUUCAUUCGUGGCGGUCACUGUUGUCUUCCUUUUGUUUGUCUUCACUCUCGUCCAUGCGUUUGUGUGGAGGACACUCUUUCCGAACGACAUUGCCAUUGCAAUCACGCGCAAGAAGCGCAGAGGCAAGCCCGCGAGAAAGAACAUCCUACAUAGCAGUGGUUCAUUCGACAAAGAAACGAACCAGGCCAUGGAGGACAAUUCCAAGACCCGCAGAGUACCUUCUGUAACAAUUUCGGUCGGCUGUAGCUAGGUAAUAAGAAUAACAAGAACAUGUUUACCUA